Helianthus annuus (common sunflower) is the source of this 722-nucleotide messenger RNA. RefSeq names its product actin-depolymerizing factor 7. The record is from RefSeq and is a predicted model, not a curated record. NCBI's taxonomy places the organism in Eukaryota, Viridiplantae, Streptophyta, Magnoliopsida, Asterales, Asteraceae. Gene Ontology annotation, molecular function: actin filament binding. The coding region runs from base 136 to 549 and encodes 137 amino acids. The transcript is spliced from 3 exons. Gene Ontology annotation, biological process: actin filament depolymerization. Gene Ontology annotation, cellular component: actin cytoskeleton; cytoplasm.
GACAAUUUCUCCCCCCUUAUAAUCUCUGGUUUCCCCUCAACAGAAAUAUUAGUUUCAUUUGUUGUUCCAGAUUUCAAGGAUCUCUCUCCCUCAAUCUUCAUUCCUUCAAUCUGUUAACAAAUUACACAACCAAUCAUGGCGAACGCGGCUUCUGGAAUGGCUGUGAAUGAUGAAUGCAAGCUGAAGUUUCUAGAGUUAAAAUCGAAAAGGAACUACCGAUUCAUCACAUAUAAAAUCGAAAAUCAGCAGGUGACCCUUGAUAAGAUUGGCGGGCCUGAUCAAACCUAUGAGGAUUUCACAAACUCUCUUCCUGCUGAUGAAUGUCGCUAUGCUGUCUUCGACUUCGACUUCACCACUGAUGAAAAUUGCCAGAAAAGCAAGAUUUUCUUCAUUGCCUGGUCACCGGAUACAUCUAAAGUGAGAAUGAAGAUGGUGUAUGCAAGCUCUAAGGAUCGGUUCAAGAGAGAACUCGAUGGAAUCCAAGUUGAGUUGCAAGCUACAGACCCGAGUGAGAUGAGCUUCGACAUCAUAAAAUCACGGGCAAUAUGAAUAAUGUUCCAUCUGAGGGAUCAAGGUUCGCUUGAUGAGUUAAGUUAUUGCAUACGCAUUUUCUUUUUAAUUUUUGGCUAUUUUCGUUCGACGAAAAAGAUUAUCAACUUUGUAGUUAAUGUUACUACCCACUCGAUCAUAUUGUUCGUGUUUGAUUUAUUUACCUCAAAAGG